GGCAGGGGGAGUGGGAGCCAGAGACGUGAGCAGGGGCCAAAUCUCCCAGGGCUUGGGGGCCGUAAUGCAGGCGGGCUCGGCCCCGAGAGCGAGGGAAACUGCCAGCUGGGCCCCUCUGCGAUGUGAGGUUGGGAGAAUUGGCCUCGGGCACCUGGCUGAAAAGUCCGGUGUUUGUCAUGGGACUGACCUAAGCUGGCCACCCCCGCCAGGUUCCUCCCACCCAGAAGGGCCAGGUGGGGUUGGGCCCAGGCAGGAGCCGGACUUUGUUACCUGGGUUGGUCUGGCUCUGAGCCUGAGUUCUGAGCUGUGCUUGCAGUUCUGCCGGGGUGCCCUCCACCUCCUGCCCACCUGGCCUGGGGUCCUCAGAGGAGCCAUGGACCCCAGAGGCUUCUGGGGAAGGAGUGCCAGCUCCUGGCUGUGCGGGCUCCUGCUCUUGGCUGCGUGUCUGGGCUUCUACAGCAAUGUCUUCAGGCUGAUUCCCGGACGGAGGCAGAUAGGAGAGUCUCGAAGCAGCACUGAGGGCCGUCCCCUGCAGGGCCAACGGGAGAGCCUGCCAUCGAGCCAGGAUGGGCGCCGUGUGGUCCCGCAGGGGAUGCUGCUGGAGACAAAGCAGUGCAGUGAAAGGGACUGCCCCCCGGACGCCUGCAGAGUCCCUGAAGUCCCCAGGAUGGUUUACCCCAAGGCCCAGCUCCUGCAGCCUGCGAGGGCAGACGUGCUGGUCAUGACCCCCUGGUUUGCUCCUGUCAUCUGGGACGGGGUCUUUGACUCUGCCAUUCUGGACGCACAAUUCGAAAACACCACCGUUGGACUGACCAUUUUUGCCAUCAAAAACGAGGUGGGUGGAGAGCUGGAUGGCCCGCAAGCAGUGACACUGUCCAGGAUGGUUUACCCCCAGCCCAAGGUGCUAACACCCUCUAGGAAAGAUGUCCUUGUCCUCACCCCUUGGCUGGCCCCCAUCGUCUGGGAAGGGACCUUCAACAUUGACAUCCUGAAUGAGCAGUUCCGGCUUCGGAACACCACCAUCGGACUAACGACGUUUGCGAUCAAAAAAUACGUGGCCUUCCUGGAGCUGUUCCUGCAGACGGCAGAGAAGCACUUCAUGGUGGGACACAAGGUCACCUACUACGUGUUCACCGACCGGCCGGGGGAUGUGCCCCGCGUGCCCCUCGGGGAAGGGAGGCAGGUGGUGGUCCUGGAGGUCCGGAGCUACUCGCGCUGGCAGGACGUGUCCAUGCACCGCAUGGAGAUGAUCAGCAACUUCUCCCGGCGGCGCUUCCUCCACGAGGUGGACUAUCUGGUGUGCGCGGACGUGGACAUGAGGUUCCGCGACCAUGUGGGCGUGGAGAUCCUGUCCCCGCUCUUCGGCACCCUGCACCCCGGCUUCUACGGGGCGGCCCGCGAGGCCUUCACCUACGAGCGCCGGCCGCAGUCCCAGGCGCACGUCCCCAGGGACGAGGGCGACUUUUACUACGCGGGAGGCUUUUUCGGGGGGUCGGUGGCCGAGGUCCUGCGGGUCACGUCGGCCUGUCACCAGGCCAUGGCGGUCGACCGGGCCCACGGCAUCGAGGCGGUGUGGCACGACGAGAGCCACCUGAACAGGUACCUGCUGGACCACAAGCCCACCAAGGUGCUGUCCCCCGAGUACCUGUGGGACGAACAACUGCUGGGCUGGCCCGCCGUCAUGAAGAAGCUGAGGUAUGUGACCGUGCCCAAGAGUCACCGGGUCAUCCGGGACUGAUGACGGGCUGGCCUAGUGUCCGUCAGGGGUGCCACCCUGACCCCAGCCGUCAGAGCAGAUGGCCUGUCGCCGCUCCCUUUCUCUGUCCGGUCGUGGGACAUGGCCGAGGCCUGGCGCCGCCCGCAUCCGGCACGGGCACAGU
Molecule: messenger RNA, 1880 nt
Organism: Felis catus (domestic cat)
Lineage: Eukaryota; Metazoa; Chordata; Mammalia; Carnivora; Felidae
Product: ABO, alpha 1-3-N-acetylgalactosaminyltransferase and alpha 1-3-galactosyltransferase
Exons: 12
Coding region: 65-1738 (557 amino acids)
Biological process (GO): carbohydrate metabolic process
Cellular component (GO): Golgi apparatus; membrane; vesicle
Molecular function (GO): glycoprotein-fucosylgalactoside alpha-N-acetylgalactosaminyltransferase activity
Source: RefSeq, a predicted model, not a curated record